AUCCUCUCCUCUUCUCAGAAGGGACAUGAACAGAGGAGAUGCUGGAGAUGGAAGGAGGGGGAUACGUUAGAGUCCCUCUGCUCCUGGGACGGACGUGGGAAGGAGUGCUGUCUGGGCUCCCCAGAAAUGGACGCUGAGACAAAGAUAGAGCGCAGUGUAUUUGAUGUGAUGUGAAACAGGGAGGAGAGGAAGGUCUGUAAAAGCAAGUGAUCAAGCAAGUGAUGUUGGUGACAACUGGGACACUGUCCCCGGAGAAUCUCACAGCAGGAUGAGUGUCAGUCACCCCACUUGUGGGCUGGGCACACGGGACACCUCAUCUUCACCCCCCAUCUGCUCCCAGUUGAGGGCUGCUCCAAGGAUACCAGCUUCCUGGCUUUUCUGGCCUAUCGCCCGGAGUGGGCAGGGAGAAAGCCCUCGGGUGAGGGUCCCAGGCGGUCGCAGCCACAGGGGAUAUGGGCAGGACACAGACAGUGCCCGCAGCAAGGGGAGAGGAAGGUCAGAGCCAAGGGCCGUCCGUCAGCCUCUCUUCCCCUCUGCCCUGUCCCCCGUCAGCUGCCCAUCUCUGCUCUGUGCCCUCUCCUACCCCAGGAUGGCAUUUGGGACCUGGGAAGGCCUUCCUAGGUGUGUGGAGCACUGCCCGGGGGACCUGGACUGGUGACUGACGGGUGAGAAGCUCCCCCUGUGGACAUCUCAUGGACGACGACGAUAGGAGUCUGGCUGGAGCGGUAGUGGCUGUCUGUCCUUCGGCCUCUCGGAACUUCCUGGCCCUUCCUGACUGAUGGAGCUUCACCUAGCCUUCCAUGGUGCUGGCGCCUUCGGGUGUGGGCCGCUUUGUCCCUGCCACUCUCCCGCCAAACUGUCAGCUCUCUUCUGUCCUCUUCCACAGACUGGGACUUCCGGGUCACGGGCACAGCACAAGGAAAGGGACGCAGGCCCGUGCCCCAGGUCCUGCUGGCCGGAGGGUACCAGGAUGGCAUUGCCCUCAGGCUCUGCAGAUGGUGAUCUCCCGACAGGCGGACCUGGCAGGGCGCUGCCAGGCUCAUAGCAGACUACGAAGUGACUCACCGGAUUAAACCACUGAAUUCUGGGGCCGUUGGUGACCAUAAGGUACCCUCGCUUAUUCUGACCAAUUUGGAAGUCGGUGGUAGACGUGAGAUGCUGCUGCAACGAAAGCUGACAUUUGUGGCACUGACGUACUGGUUAGGCUACUGGCAAAGAGGACCCGGAAACUGGAGACCGUCAGCCCCAGCUACGCGGUGGUGAGACAUUGACGCGCCGAGUCGCCUGCGAGGACUUGGAAGGCGUGUUGGUUCCUUGUUGGCUCCAGGGGCAGAGGUUGGGAGCAGAACAUGGAUGGUGCGUGCUGGUCAUCACCGUGUGUGUCUAGCAAGGUGUUUACAGGGAAGAGAUGUGCAUGGAAGAAAGCUGACUGGCGUCCAAGAGUUGUACGAGGGCGUGGAGGGAGCGCAGAAAUGGAAGCGGGGAAAUCAGCUGCCUGUAGGCGGCAUCACCAGAAAUGGGAUUAAGACAGACGGAGUGGCCAACAGUGAGGGUCAGAGGACGGAUGUGGGGCCCUGUUGGAGUCGGGGCAAAAACCAGAUGACAGGUGUGGCUCUAACACCUCCUGCUGAGCGCUAUAGCAGUGAUAAUGUCUCAAGGCCUGAGGUAUUGAGGGAAGGGCCUAGGGCCAGGGAAUAAAGACAGCACAGAUCUGGGAGCCCAGUCCUAAAGAACAGUGGGUGUGGUUCCUGAAGGACGAGGCUGACUACUGAGUUCCAGAGUCAUACUGCCAAAAAAAACCCACCCCAAAACAGAAAAACAAACAAACAAAAAGUACUGAAAAGAAGGAAAGAAGAAGAAAAAGACCCUGGAAAAGCCUAUGAUUAUUCGAGACCUUGCACCCUGGAAAGACCCUGAGAUCCCAGCCAUACAGGGAGCACAAAGGUUGAGAAAGCAACCCUCAAGGAGGACACACUCUCCAAAGGCCACGUCAGGGGUGGCCAAGGAGGCCAACUUCUGAAAUGUGCCCUCGGAGAGCCGUCAGCGAGGCGCACCCUCCCGAGAGCAGAAUCCAGGGCUAAUCAGGGAGCACCCUCCAGGGACGUCCGUUUCUGUGGGCCAGCGACAGCUGGGUGUCUCCCGUUUUCCUCCCCUCUGAAUGCCGGGUCGUGGCUGUUGUGCUGUCCUUACAGCACCACUCAGUGUGUAGAGGGCAGCUAAGUGGAACUUUUAGAUCAGCAGUUGGCAGCCUACUGCCCGCUGGCCAGAUCCAGCCCGCUGCCUGCUUUUGUAAAUGAGGUCUGGUUGGAACACAGCCAUGCCCAUUCGUGCACAGGCUGGGACUGCCUGGGGGGCUCCAUGGCAGAGUUAAGUAAUUGCAUCAGAGACCUUAUGGCCCGCAAGCUGAACAUAUUUACCUUCUGGAAAAGUUUGCUGGUGUCUUUUCCUGGAAGACCAAGAGAAGCACGUGCUGAAUGCAUUUGAGCCUGUUUUGCCCAUGGAUGGGGCUGAGGGGUGUCUCCCCUGGGGACACGUGGAGGCAGCCUGGAUCCCUGCGUCACCUACUGGAAGGUGCUUUCCUGGAUGGCGGCCUGAGUCGGAAGGUUGGAGGAGAUCCCCAAGCUUCCACGGAGGCAUUCUGCCUGUGAUGCUGAGCAUGACCUGCUUUGAUUAAGAGAGGUAAUGUGUCUGAGAAGAGGGACGUGGUCCUGCAGGAAGCUUACAAACCACAGGGAUUGGCGCAGCCCUAAGUCCUUCCAGCGCUGACUUUCCUGGUUCCGCGAGGAUGCUCUCCCAAGGCCUGCAGUGGGUACCAGAGGUCACUGCCUUCCCACCUGGGGACACGUCGGCCCUAGAAGCUGCCGCUGAUCGCGCAGGACUUCUGAAUCCGCUCAGAGGGGCUUCCCGGCUCCAGGCCCCUCAGGAUGAGUUUGCAGAAGAGGAUUUUCCCUCGGAGGCAGAUGGGGACCCAUGAAGGGGUGGCUAAGCCCAGUCUGGUCGCCACCCGUCCACCAAAGGCCAGAGACCAGGAAAGGAAGAAAGGCAGCUUCACUUCCUCUCUGAGGAUGGAGCCACACAGCCAUCCUGGAAAGAGCAGAAAACCCACCAAGUUCCGGGCGCUGUCCAGGUCGCUGAUGCUCUGUAACGCGAAGACCAGCGAUGACGGCUCCAGCCCCGAUGAGAAGUACCCAGACCCCUUUGAGAUGUCGCUGGGCCAGGCCAAGGAGGGGAUUUUCCACUCCUCUGUGCAGCUGGCAGACACGUCGGAGGCCCGGCCCGGCGGCAUCCCUGACCUGGCGCCGUCCUCUGAGGCCACUCCCGUCCCAGCAGCUGGCAGUGACCGAGGCAAGGGCUGCAGGAGGGCAUUCUUCACCAAGGAAGCUUCUACAACUUCCUCUCGAGAAAAGCCCGGAAAGCUAGAAGCACAAAGUAGUAACUUCCUGCUUCCCAAAGCCUGUCACCAAAGGACACGCAGCAACUCAACCAGUGUCAACCCCUACUGCACAGCAGAGAGAGACUUUCCAGCGACCAAGAAGUCUGACGGGCAGCCCUACUCCCUCUGCAGUGGCAGGAAGUCGCUCUCUCAGCAGCUGGACUGCCCUGCAGGAAGGGCUGUGGCCACCUCCAGACCCACGCGGUCGCUGAGCACAGCUCAGCUGGUGCAGCCAUCCGGGGGCCUCCAGGCCUCCGUCAUCUCCAGCGUCGUGCUGAUGAAGGGCCAGGCCAAGGGCCUGGGCUUCAGCAUCGUUGGAGGGAAGGACAGCAUCUAUGGCCCCAUUGGAAUUUACGUGAAAACCAUCUUCGCAGGGGGAGCAGCAGCCGCUGACGGCCGGCUCCAAGAAGGGGAUGAAAUUCUGGAACUCAACGGUGAAUCAAUGGCCGGGCUGACCCAUCAGGAUGCUUUGCAGAAGUUUAAGCAAGCUAAAAAGGGGCUUCUGACACUCACGGUGAGAACGCGGCUGACGGCCCCCCACUCCCUGAGCAGCCACCUGUCCCCUCCGCUGUGCCGCUCCCUGAGCUCCAGCACCUGUGUCACCAGGGACAGCAGCUCCUUCCUCGUGGGACAGCCCGCAGCCCCCGCCGGCUCGGCGAAGCCCAGUUACAGGGUCAUGGUGGAGGUGUCCCUGAGGAAAGAGGCCGGCGUCGGCCUGGGCAUCGGCCUGUGCAGCGUCCCCUAUCUGCAGUGCAUCUCGGGCAUCUUCGUGCACACGCUGUCCCCGGGAUCCGUGGCGCAUCUGGACGGACGGCUCCGGUGCGGUGACGAGAUCGUGGAAAUCAACGAGUCGCCUGUGCCCUGCAUGACGCUGAAUGAGGUCCACUCAGUCCUGAGCCACUGCGAACCCGGGCCCGUCCCCAUCAUUGUGAGCCGGCAUCCGGACCCACAGGUCUCUGAGCAGCAGCUGAAGGACGCAGUGGCCCAGGCCAUGGAGACCGUCAAGUUUGGGAAGGAGAGACAUCAGUGGAGUCUGGAAGGUGUCAAAAGGCUGGAGAGCAGCUGGCAUGGGCGGCCAGCCUUGGACAAGGAGCGAGAGAGGAGCUGGGCAGCCCCGCCUCGCAGGGCUCAGAAGGUCAUGACCCGCUCCAGCAGUGACAGCAGCUGCAUGUCCGCGUCCCCGGGUGGGAGUCCCAGCAGUGGCGGAGAGCAGCGGCCGUCGGACCUAGAAGCGAGGACACACGGCAUGUCCCUGGGGCAGGAGCCAGGAGGGCUUCCUGAGGCUCCGUCCAGGCCCCCACUCGGUGACAAGCAGGACGGCCACCCGCCUCUGAGACUGAAGAAAUCCUUUGAGAUUUUUGUCAGAAAGCCGACAUCCUCCAAGCCGAAGCCUCCACCCAGAAAAUACUUUAAAAGUGACACUGAGUCACCUAAGAGUCUGGAGGACCAAGAGACCGCGCUCGGCCCGUCUGGACACACCUUGCCCACCUGUGAGCAGGAAGCCAGAGAGCUGCUGCCACCGCUGCCACCGCAGGAAGUCACAGCAGGGAGAGUGUCCCAUGCAGCUGCCUGCCACCCAGGACCUGCCGUCGGCCUGCAGACGUCCCCCUCAGAGGCCGAGCCGGGGAGGAGAGGCAGCAGCUCAGUGACUCAGGCGUCCCCCGGUAAGCACCCCGUGCUGAAGAGGCAGGCUCGGGUGGACUGUGGCCUUGGCAGCACAGCCGAAGACCCCUGGGUGAGAAUCUCUGACUGCAUCAAAAGCCUGUUCAGCCCCAUCAUGAGUGACAGCCACGGACACGUGCCACUCCAGGCCCCCGUCAGCCUUGGGGAAGAGGAAGGGACGCAGGGCCACCCCGAUGGGAACCCCUCAAAGCUGGACGCCGCCGGUGACGAUCCCAAAACAUACACGUCAGCAGACAGCAGCAUUGUGAAGAAGGGGCCUCCCGUGGCCCCCAAGCCAGCCUGGUUUCGCCAAAGCUUGAAAGGUUUGAGGCAUCGCGGCCCAGACCCCAGGCCGCUGCCAGCAGCCUCCUGCCCGCAGCCCACUCCCGCCCCCAGGGAGCGCCUGGGGCUGCCCCCGCGCACCUCCACCUCCAUCAGACAGAGAAUCAGCUCUUUUGAGACCUUCGGCUCCUCUCAGCCGCCCGACAGAGGAGCCCAGAGAGCGAGCCCGCAGCCCCCCAGCUCCUCGGGGGAGGCAGCAAAGCCUCCUGGGAAGCAAGAGGGCGGACACGUUCCCGGCGUCUCGGGGCGAGGGGCUCCCCGCACUGCUGAGCAGCCGGCCCCUGGUUCCCACACGGCCAUGGAGCCCAGCGACCCGGGUGUGUCGGCGACCCCUCCCCCAGGGCGGACGCCCAGCCCCAAAGCCCUCAGCCCGGACCCUCUCCUGAGCCUGCUGUCCGCGCAGACUGCACCGUCCCCGGGCGCAGUGGUCAAGGCACCCAGCCAGCGGGCACGGAGCUUCCCGCUGACCAGGACCCUGUCUCGCGAGGUGCAGCCACUGGAUGAAAAGACCUGCAAACUCUACUCCAUCAGCAGCCGGGUGUCCUCGGCCGUCAUGAAGUCGCUGCUGUGCCUUCCCUCCUCCCUGUCCUGUGGCCAGGCCCCCUGCAGCCCCAAGGAAGGAGCGUCUCCAGUGUCCAGCGAAGCCCCAGCUGCACACAGCUGUGCUGGGGCGGCGGCCUCCGACCGGGGGUUCUCGGUCAACCUUUCGGAGCUGAGAGAAUACACGGAGGGUCUCGGUGAGCCCACGGAGGCCGAUGACGGUGCGCCCCCGUCCGGCCAGUCGGUCAUCUCCCUGCUGAGCUCGGAGGAGUUAGAGAAGCUCAUCGAGGAAGUGAAGGUUCUGGACGAACCAACACUGAAGCAACUAGACACCAUCCAUGUCACCAUCUUGCACAAGGAGGAGGGUGCUGGCCUUGGCUUCAGCCUGGCGGGUGGAGCGGACCUGGAGAACAAGGUGAUCACGGUCCACAGAGUGUUCCCCAGUGGGCUGGCCUCCCAGGAGGGGACUAUUCAGAAGGGCAUGGAGGUCCUUUCCAUCAACGGCAAGUCCCUCAAAGGGGCCACCCACAACGACGCGCUGGCCAUCCUGCGCCAAGCUCGGGACCCCCGGCAAGCUGUGAUCGUUGCGAGGACGCCGCCGCUGGAGGCCAUGCCCAACGGGAGCUCCCCAGACUCAGCAGCCACAUCCUCUGUGGCCAGUGACGUCUCCGUGGAGUCCAUGGCAGAGGCCACAGUCCACACGGUGACACUGGAGAAGACCUCUGCUGGGCUGGGCUUCAGUCUGGAAGGAGGGAAGGGCUCCUUGCACGGGGACAAGCCUCUCACCAUCAACCGCAUUUUCAAAGGGGCAGCCUCGGAGCAGAGUGAGACGGUCCAGCCUGGGGAUGAAAUCUUACAUUUGGCCGGCACCACCGUGCAGGGCCUCACACGCUUCGAGGCCUGGAAUGUCAUCAAGGCGUUGCCUGAUGGGCCAGUCACGGUUCUCAUCAGGAGGAAAAGCCCGCUCUGCGCGGGGACUCCGACUGCCGGAAACCCUUAGGCAGAGCGCCAACGCUGAGGUCUAGCCACAGCAUGCCAAUUCUCAGGGUCACUGGUAACCCCCACCCAGGUCGGGGAGAGCAAGGGGGCUGCACCCAGGGUGAGGGGAAUGUCACACGGGGUGGUUGAUAAACUGCAACUAUGUACAGAGAGCUAAUAUGUGGUGCUGUUAAUAAAGUGGACACGUCACAAUUUGAUAUGAAAUCCA
Molecule: messenger RNA, 7184 nt
Organism: Hipposideros armiger (great roundleaf bat)
Lineage: Eukaryota; Metazoa; Chordata; Mammalia; Chiroptera; Hipposideridae
Gene: IL16
Product: interleukin 16
Exons: 23
Coding region: 2925-6977 (1350 amino acids)
Biological process (GO): leukocyte chemotaxis; induction of positive chemotaxis
Molecular function (GO): CD4 receptor binding; cytokine activity
Source: RefSeq, a predicted model, not a curated record